CAGGCUAGUGUAGAAAGAAGACUACUACUUCAACGUUCUCCCUUAAAACAAAGAUACUUUGAUUAAAAGUAUGGAUUCCAAUCUGGCUGCAGAAGUAAGCGGCAACACAUCGAAUAUCGGUAUCAAUUUCGAGCCUAUUCCAUGGGACUUCAACGUGGAUGAGCUCCAUUACUGGGUCCACUACGGCCUGGUCAUUUUUGGGGCCGUCUUCACUCUUGUAUCCUUCGUGGUUCAGUUCCGGGAGCCUGCAACCUAUGGUAAACAUGAAGACAAGCCGGACAACUACAAGGAGGUCACCAAAAAUGGAGCCACUCGUGUUGAACUUUCAGAGGGCGACGACGAUCCUUUGACUGCUGAACAGGACUCGACCACACAACUGGAGAGAAAAGAUCAAGCACGGAGUGGCUGUCUCAUUCCUCAGCGGAUAGGACACUUUUGCUCUGACGGACCACCAGGUUGUAUUCUCUUCCCAUUGGUAUUUUUCCUCUACGGCAGCAUUACCGAUCCUGUCAAUGUGGUAUUCCUGUCUCUCUUCAUAGCUCAUUACUUUCAUCGUGGGUUCAUCCAUCCAUGUAUCAUGAAAUACAGCAAAGCAAAGGUCCCAUUCUGGAUCACGGCCGCAGGGAUAUUCCCAAACUCGAUAUUCAGUUUUGUGAAUGCUGACUGGACGGGAUCUGCUAAAUAUAGUAAUAACUACUACUAUGAUCCAAGGUUUAUUAUCGGUGUAGUGCUGUAUGUUGUCGGGUUCAUCAUAAACAGAUGGGCAGACUGGAAACUGAGGAGUCUAAGGUCUUCGGGUGGCGGUGGUUACUACAUUCCGCGAGGGGGUCUCUUUGAGCUAGUAUCCUGCCCCAACUACCUUGGGGAACUGGUUGAGUGGUUCGGCUGGGCACUGGCUAACUGGUCAGCGGCUGGUCUGGUCUGGUGGCUCUUUGGCUGUUCAACCUUCAUACCGCGGUCAAGGGACAAUCACAGAUGGUACAAGAAGAAAUUCAAGGAGUACCCGCCCAACAGAAAAGCCUUGAUUCCUUUCAUCUACUAGCAUUAUGUCCCUUAAUAUGAAAUAUAGAUAGCAUUGUUACUAGGGUAUCAAUGAGAAGCUUGGGUCAGUACUUUUUUGCUGGUGUGCAUUUCAAAGGCUUUGGCCCAUAUUUCUGAACUCAGGUUUGACUUUGGUGUGUUCAAUGUCGGUUUUCAAAUUUAAACGGCAACAUAGAUUAUGAUUGAAAACGUGAUUAUAAUGAGAAGCAAAGGAUGUGUUCAAUGUCCACUACUCCCGGUCAUAAAAAUAAACGUCUUUCAAAUCAUGAUUGGGAGGGAAAAUCUAAACGUCCAAAAAGAUGCGCUUGUAAAUGCGAUCAGCUCGAAAUUACGACCUUGAGCAUCGCGAAUGCGACAUUGAACACAAUUGAGUUUUGAAACGUUUAUAAAUUUGCUCUUGCAGUGGAAGCCUAUACAAAUAGGUGCCAGAACUGACUUUUUUUGUGGAUGGGUCAAACUGAGCAGCGCUAACGAAAGCGGGAAAUUUAAGACGAUCCACAUUUAAACAGCUUUAUAUUUUCGACACUGAACGGUGCACCGCUGAUCGUGUUUGUUUUGGGUUUUUUGUAAUUGAGUUUUCAAUCAUGAUUCAUGUUGCUGUUUGAAUUUGAAAAUUGACUUUGAACACACCCAUAGACCAUGGCCUAUCUUUGUGCUAAAAUAUUAUGAAAAGCCAAAAAUGUCACAAUUUUGUUUUGCUUCUUCUGUUUACUGUGCUCUUUCAUAAUUUUUUAACUGUGAAGACAGCCCUCCUAUUCAUCCUUCCGAGACCGUUAGGAAUGAUUUUAGAGUCGAAUGAGCUUAUUCAUUGAACCAUUACAGUUAAGAGAUUUAUGUGACAAUUGGCUAUCCAUAGUUAACAACUUUAAACCAGAGUUAUACCUGACUUCAGAAUGGUAAACUG
Lytechinus variegatus (green sea urchin) is the source of this 1945-nucleotide messenger RNA. Its product is annotated as steroid 5-alpha-reductase DET2-like. The record is from RefSeq and is a predicted model, not a curated record. The transcript has 8 exons. Gene Ontology annotation, biological process: lipid metabolic process. Gene Ontology annotation, molecular function: oxidoreductase activity, acting on the CH-CH group of donors. NCBI's taxonomy places the organism in Eukaryota, Metazoa, Echinodermata, Echinoidea, Temnopleuroida, Toxopneustidae. The coding region runs from base 71 to 1042 and encodes 323 amino acids.